Messenger RNA from Parnassius apollo (apollo), 774 nucleotides. The record is from the annotation of a GenBank genome assembly. Lineage: Eukaryota; Metazoa; Arthropoda; Insecta; Lepidoptera; Papilionidae.
AUGGCCUCCGCUGCACCUCCUACUAACACACUACCUCCUUGCCGGUCGGUCCAUACACGGGUAUCACGCCGCGCUCAAGUCGCAGGCAUGGCCUCCUCUGCACCUCCUACUACCUCACUGCCUCCUUGCCGGUCGGUCAAUACACGAGUAACACGCCACGCUCAAGUCGCAGGUAUGAUCUCCGCUGCACCUCCUACUUACUUACUGCCUCCUUGCCGGUCGGCGCAUACACGGGUAUCACGCCGCGCUCAAGUCGCAGGCAUGGCCUCCGCUGCACCUCCUACUAACUCACUGCCUCCUUGCCGGUCGGUCCAUACACGGGUAUCACGCCGCGCACAAGUCGCAGGUAUGAUCUCAGCUGCACCUCCUACUAACACACUGCCUCCUUGCCGGUCGGCCCAUACACGGGUAUCACGCCGCGCUCAAGUCGCAGGCAUGGCCUCCGCUGCACCUCCUACUAACUCACUGCCUCCUUGCCUGUCGGCCCAUACACGGGUAUCACGCCGCGCUCAAGUCGCAGGCAUGGCCUCCGCUGCAUCUACUACUAACUCACUGCCUCCUUGCCGGUCGGCCCGUACACGGGUAUCACGCCGCACUCAAGUCGCAGGCAUGGCCUUCGCUACACCUCGUACUAACUCACUGCCUCCUUGCCGGUCAGCCCAUACACGGGUAUCACGCCGCGCUCAAGUCGCAGGCAUGGCCUCCGCUGCACCUCCUACUAACUCACUGCCUCCUUGCCGGUCGGCCCAUACACGGGUAUUACGCCGCGCUUAA